This is a messenger RNA of Loa loa (African eye worm), 171 nucleotides long. RefSeq lists its product as hypothetical. The transcript has 2 exons. Lineage: Eukaryota; Metazoa; Nematoda; Chromadorea; Rhabditida; Onchocercidae. The coding region runs from base 1 to 171 and encodes 56 amino acids. The record is from RefSeq and is a predicted model, not a curated record.
AUGGCUCACAACUGUCCAUUAACGAAAGGAGAUCUUGAAUUAACAUUGCCACUUAACCUUUACAAAUAUGCGAUACUUUUCGGAUUCAUUGACAAAACUAAGUAUUAUGUCUUGAGGGUUUUCAGAAAUAGCACGAAAAGUUUCUCUUCAUCUUUAUUCAACAAGAAGUAG